AUGUUAGAAUUUAAAAGCUGCGAGGUAGACUUUGAGUACAUCCACAACGGCUCGGCCACCCGGGCUGAGGUGUGCCCGACAGCCGAUGGAGUGGAUUUCGGAUCCUACAGAUUCCAGUGCUUAGGUGAUCUCAGCAGUUGUGUAAGCGGAAUGACCAUUAAGUUUUGGUUCAAGCCCUUUCCUACUCCGUUUGACGGUAAUGAAAUUCUCCUAAUGUCCAAUGGCGGCCAUCUUGCCUACUCCGAAGGAUUUUAUGUCAGCCGGAAAUGGAAUGACCAGUACAGUGUGGGCGUGUGUAAAGCUGACCGCGCAUGGAAAGUGGACUUCCGGCUGCUGUCGGAGGCCUGGGUGCACAUGAUGAUUACGUGGGAGGAAGCACAGGGACUGACUGUAUACAUUGACGGCUUCCUCCAAGGGUCCGAUCCCAGUGGUGGAAGCCGGUACUACACCGGGGCCUCUUACGACGUGAACAGCCAUUUCGUGCUUGGUGGAUGGACACCGGAUGUGGAUGCAAGCUACGGACUGACGUACGAAAUCAACACAGUCACCAUCACAAAUACAGUACAAACAGAGUCAGAUGUGCAAAUUGAAAUUGGCGAGGAUGAGAAGUUGUACAUAGGCUGUGAAGAAACAACGGUCAUUGAUGCGAGCAACAGUGUUACCCUGACUGAAGCCGCAACAGCCGUGAACCAGUGCAGAGUUCACUGUAAAGGGGGUGGCUUCAGUGUUGCCCGUCUUGACACCAGUCUACGGUGUAACUGUUCAGGUGUGUCUGCCAGGGAAACGGUCAAUACACUCGUCGAAUGUAUAAGUCCAGGUCAGUCCAAGUUGUAUUACGUCACGCAUGUGACCAAUGACGUCGACGUGAGUGUUGAUGUGUCAGUGACGGGAACGACGGGCAACUCGGACAUAAAUGUCCUGGAAUCUGUGCUCAUUACGAUAACCACACCGGCACCGGGCAGUGUAGAUGACAUCAGGGUGGACCUUGGCGACGGAACCAUAGUGCAGGGUGUUCGGAGCGAGCUCUCUCAUUGGUGGUCCUCAGAAGGUGCGUAUGACGUCAUUGUCACCGCGGUGUUCGGACAAGUGCAGAAGGUGGUUACGACGACGGUUCAAGUCACGCAGCUAGUUGAAACUGUCCCACCCGAGUUUGUCGCAGUGUUCGCUAGCCACGAAAACGAAACGCAGAAAGUGGCAUUUGAAGUGCUGGUAAUUGACAAGGAAUCCACGAGCUGCCUUGUCAGUAUUGGGGAGGGAGAUGCCUUUCCACUCAGUUUUACCAAACACAUUCAGCUAGAAUUGCUAGAGCAUACCUAUUCCGAUACCUACGGGAAUUAUGACGUAACGAUGGAUUGUAGCAACAUAGCCGGUAGCAGGGAGUUUUCUACCCACGUGACCACCCAGACCUUCCAAAUACAGUCAAGUCUUUUCAAACGCGGUGACAAUCUGGUCCUUCCGGUCAGAGGAAAUGGGGAGUUUUUGAACAGUCUUGUUGUCUCUAUUAAUAGUCAACCGGCCAGCUUUACCGCUCAGAAUAACCAGAUUAGCGUCGGACCAGAGAAUUUUCCCGAUCCCAAAGGUUAUCAUAUAAGUAUCUCCACGACCUUGGGUAUUCCUCUUGCCAUUCUGACCCUCGAGGUUCAGGCAAUGUUAUCUCAACCAUCCAUCACUACAGAUGAGAAGAAUGUAUUGCCUGGCACAGUCCAGGACUUUGAGGUCCUUUUGCCGACCGGAGACCACUUUCAUGCCUGUGUCAGCUUUGGCCCAAACGGUUUCAAUUCCUAUUGUGAACUGUAUUCGGACGAUGAACGAGUUGCUGUGGGGAGUGACUUCACUGUUAAGUUUGUUGUUAAGAGAGGCACUGGCAUCGACUACGUCGUUGAUUUGGGAGACGGAACAGUUAUAGAGUUCCCAGGAACUGUGUUCAUACCGUCUAGCGCAGAAAACAGAACAAUUUCCACAAGCUCGGGCAGUGAUACGUUAGUUCCUGUUGUACCAGUAUCAGAACUUGCUUCAACUGAUACUGUGCGGUAUCGAACCUCUGACGAUAACACCAGGGUGGAGCUGCUAGGCGGAAACGACAUCAUUGUCCGGCAUAGGUACGCCACUAAAGGGUAUUACACGGUGAGAGCCAAUGCUACAAACGCUUUCAACGGUUUCCAGGCCGUCUUGUGUCCACAGGUUGUUGUAAAACGCCCUUCCUUGGAUUCUCCUCCAAUAUGUCAGCUUCCCGUUGUAAGUUUCCCCAGUAUUACGAUAAGCCCUAUGCCUGUCAUGCGAUCCAAAGACGUGCUGAUAGAGGUAGAUCCAGGUUUAGAUUGUCAGGUGAACAUGUCUGCUACAUUCAGCAUGAAGGCGUUUAGAUUUAUCACACAAAGUGGCGUUACUGCACCGAGACAAUAUGAUCGCAUUUGCUAUCUCCAGGAACCGACCAGCACCCUGGUUAUUCCUGGCCUAACACUGCUGUAUGGAUUGUAUAAUAUGUCCGUCACAGUUGCUCCGGAAGGACUAGAUCUGGUAUACUCCAGCGCCUCGUUCUUGUUGGAAGUCGUGAGAACCCCUCCUGUCUCCUCUUUGGAAUAUAACGUGUACAAGUAUUUGAAGUUCAAACUGUUCUGCUGCUUGCUCGACCAACAAGACAACAUAAGGAAUAAAACUCAGGCAGACUUGGUGAGUGAAUCCACGCUUAUCAAAGAGGGGAAGAUUUAUGAAAACAGCUCAAGAAACGAAAUAGCCUUAUACGACAGCUGUGGCUGCUUCUCAGAGACAAUAGAUCCCAUCUUCGGUCAUUCUUCUGUCAGUUUUCCAUCCAGUCAGUUCUCACCAAACUCUGUAGAAUUUAUUUUCAAACUGUUCGUCUGCAAAUCCGAUGUGUGCUCCAACACUGUCCAGGAGGUAUACGUACGAUCCAGCAACGACAGCAUGGAAUACGACAAGUUAGGUGAUCUCCUGACCUCUGGGGAUACCGAUGGCGCUCUGCAGCUCAUUGGACUUCUUAGCAGCGACCUCAACAGUCUAAACGGUGAAGUUGAUGACAACGAGGCAUUGGUGAAAGAAGCCACUGCGAAACGAACAUUUCUGAUCACCGCCUUGUCAACUGUGUCGGCUAACCUGACAAACAUUGAUCAAGUUGAAAACACUGCCAACGCCUUGGAAAGUGUGACCAGGGCAAGGAGCCAGGUGACGCACAACAGCAGGAAAUCUGCAUCAUCAACAAUGAAUAACGUAGCCAGAGCAGUUGGAGCGUCAGGAAAAAAUCAAACUCUAGAUAAAGUGUCUACGGUUGGUCAAGGUAUCCUGGGCUCACUCAGUAACCUUUUGCCGGAUCAUCAAGACGAGGAUAAGUUUUCAGAACUGAAAAGACGACGGCGACGACGACGUAGCCUUGACGAUCUGGGCCCGGACGCUACCGAGGAGGAGAUCAAAUGUGACAUCAUCCGUGACUUCAUCGGUUACGACAACCCCGCGGGCUGUAACGACACGAUUCAGUCUGGUUCCGGGGCCUAUAACAUACCGAUGUCCGUCCUAGCUACUAAUGCUGGCUCAAACGCCUCUGUUGGCACUAAGAUUGUGAACAGCGCUGUGAACCAGUUUACCUUCGGCAAGGGCGCUGGUGACAUCACGGGCGGCGUGACGUCAUUGACCUUGACAGAUGAGACGGGCAUGGACUUGGUGGUACGGGAUACAGACGAGCCGUUCGAAAUUUGGCUUCCAGCGGAUCCGAACUCGGUGGCCCAGCUGUCGUACCACACAAUCACGCUCAGUCAGGAGGACUCAGACAUUAAUUAUCAUGCCGUGACUCUCCCGGCCAAUCAUACGUCACUGCACGUGGAGCUUAGAAUCACAGACCCAUUCGACCAGUAUGACGUCUUCAUCUCGUACAUGGACUUCCCUAACGAAACACACCAUGACUAUUCUGAUGUCAUCCCGCGUGAUGCUGUCAGCGUCAUUUCCGGCCUGGUCAAACCUUGCCAAGAUGAGGAUCUCCUCCUUCAUACAAUUUAUCCUCCGAGACACGUGACUAGAUUAAAUGGAACCUAUCGUGUUGGCAUUAGGCUGAAAGAGGCGAAGAUUGAGGUGGGCACAGGUGAGACGAAUCGUACUUAUGGACUCCGUAUAUUCGUCAGCGGCUGUAGAUUUUGGAAUGAGAGCACAGAGGCGUGGGAAACCACUGGUUGUGAGGUUGGUCAAUGUACCAAUUACAACGCAACCCAAUGCUUGUGUAACCAUCUGACGUCUUUUGGUGGAAACUUUGUCGUGCCUCCGAACACCAUCGACUUCAACACUGUGUGGAGUAAAUUCGCCAAUCUUCACGAAAACGCGGCAGUGUUCGCCACAGUGAUUAGUAUCCUCAUCCUCUACAUCCUCCUGCUGAUCUGGGCACGUUACAUGGACAAGAAGGAUGUCCAAAAGUGGGGGGCUAUUCCCCUGGAGGACAACCUUCCCAGUGACACCUACCACUAUCAGCUAUCCGUAUGCACGGGCAUGAAGAAGGGGUCGGGGACGGAUUCGCGGGUCAGCUUCAUCCUCUCAGGGGACGACAAUGACACCGGGGUCAGGUGUCUCUUUGACGGGAAGAGAAAGCAUCUUGGAAGGGGCACAAUACUGAACUACGUACUGAGCGUGGAGUCGGGUCUAGGGCCGCUUACCUUCCUCCGUAUCUGGCAUGACAACUCCGGCAAAGGCAAGCAGAAAAGUUGGUACCUGAACCAACUGGAGGUGAUCGAUUUACAGACGGGAGAGAGGUUCUUCUUCCUAUGUGACCGUUGGCUUGCUGUGGAAGAGGAUGACGGCCAGGUAGAGAGGAUCUUGCCCGUGGCCGGCAUUAACGAUCUGGUCGCAUUCAAACACCUUUUCUCCUCUAACGUGCGUAAAAAGUUGUCUAACGAGCACCUUUGGUUCUCCGUCUUCUCCCGUCCCACGCGGAGUAAAUUCACACGCUGUCAGAGGAUAUCCUGUUGCCUCUCCCUGCUCUUCCUGACGAUGAUCACUAACGCCAUGUGGUUCAAGACAGAGGAGACAGCCGGCCCGGUCACAGCGCUGAAGAUCGGCCCCUUCUCCUUCACCCUUCAUCAGGUGUUCAUCAGCUUCGCCUCCACCAUGAUUGUAUUUCCGGUCAGCUUUCUCCUCAUUACGAUAUUCCGAAAAUCCAGGUCCAAGAAGAACACGGUAGUGCAGAAGAACCAGAGAACCUCCAAGAAAUCACAGAAGUACCGCUGGAAAACUGUAAACAGUCCGCCAAACACAUGGGGCGAUGUGGAGAAGUCAAAAAAGGACAAGUUUAAAGAGAGCAUGCGCAAUAUUAUCAGUUUCCACAACCGUAGGUACGAGACAGAGGAAGUCGCUGCUGCCAUAGAAGAAGAAGAGAUGAAAAAGACCGGGCGCAAGAAGAAAAAGAAGCCCUUCACCUUACCCCACUGGUGCAUUUUCAUCGCAUGGUUCUUGGUGUUUCUGAGCGUGACCACCUCAGCCUUCUUCACUAUUCUGUACAGCAUGGAAUGGGGUGCAGACAAAGCCAAUGACUGGCUCGUCACUUUCGUAAUGUCGUUCUUCCAGUCUGUGGUCGUCGUCCAGCCCGUUAAGGUGUUUCUCAUGGUGGCGUUUGUUGCCUGUAUUCUGAAAAAGCCGGAAAUCAACGAGGAAGAAGGUCUAGAGGAUGAAAUCAACCCAGCACAUGACGAGGAGGUGCUGGCAAAGACACCGGAGAACAUCACAGCAAUCAUGCUUCAGAGGAAAAUGGCGGCGCAGGAACUUCAGCCACCGGACUUCCAAGCCCUGGAGGCGGCACGAGAACUGAGAUUGAAGGAGAUGAAGAUGGAGGUAAUCAUCAAAGAGAUCAUCAUCUACGCCUUCUUCGUGCUCGUCCUCUUCUUCAUCUCGUACCAGACCCGUGACAGCCAGUCCUACAUGUACGCCUCACAUCUGCAGAACACCUUCCUCACCUCCAGCAAUGGCAUGGCCUUUGACAAGAUUUCCACACCGGCAGAAUAUUGGGUGUGGGUGGAGACAGUUAUGCUGCCCCAGCUGUACGCCCAGGAAUGGCUGAACGGGACUACGCUCAAAUGGUGGGACAAGCGCUGUAUCAGCGAUCUGGAAUCCCGCAGAGUGGGUAUUGGUAGGCUGCGUCAACUGCGCAUCAAGAACGAUUCAUGUGACGUAGCACAGGCCAUGGGCCCUCUGUUCAGUCAAUGCCGUAGUGGCUACGACUGGACUGGAGACGACACAAAGACGUAUCUUCCCAGGUGGCAGAAAAUUCCGGAAGACAACGAUACAGAAGUUAGGAGUACCAUGAAGAAAACGCCAUGGGAUUACCAAAACUCCUUUGAGCUGAAGAACGCGCCGUACUAUGGAACCAUAGCGGCCUACAAAGGCGGUGGCUACGUGGCAAACUUCGCCAGAACGAAGUCACGGACGGUGGACACGAUACAAGAGCUGAAGACGGAGUCCUGGCUCGAUGUUGGGAGCAGGGCAGUCUUUCUAGAGUUCACCCUCUACAACCCUAACGUUAACCUCUUCUCCUCCGUCAUCAUGUUGACAGAGUUCAUGGAGACAGGUAGUGCCAGCAAGAAAAUAGAGAUCAAGGUAUUUCGGUUGUUUAAUUAUGUUGGGGCUUUUGGAACUGUCGUCCUACUGUUCGAGGUUAUCUACGCCUGCUUCACGCUCUACUUCCUAAUCCACGCCGUGAAGAAGCUAAAGAAGGAGAAGCUGAAGUACUUCAAAUGUUUCUGGAACAAGCUGGAGUUUGUCCUGUUGGCUUUCAGUGUGGCCUGCAUUGUGAUGUAUGCCUUCAAACACGUCCUAACUUCCCUGGCUAUAGAUGAACUCCACGAGGCGGGCUCAAAUGACUUUGUGAAUUUCCAGUCGCUGGCAUUGUACGACGAGUUGUUCGGCUACAUGGUAGGCUGCGUCGUAUUUGUGGCCACAGUGCAGUUCCUCAAGAUGCUUCAGUUCAACCGGCGGAUGAACAUGCUGGGGGACACCAUCCGGAUUGCCACCAAGGAUCUGAAGAAUUUCAGCGUCAUGUUCUUGAUCUACUUCUUGGCCUUCUGUCAGUUGGCUUACCUCCUGUUUGGCAGUACCAUGGCUACCUACGACAACUUUGUCACAUCAGUCGAAUCCAUGUUUGCUUUCUGUCUCGGCUCUUUUGAUUUCGAGGCUAUGCAAGCCUCUCAAAGAAUUUUGGGUCCCAUUUUCUUCUUUGUCUUUGUUGGCAUCGUUUACAUCGGCCUGAUGAGUAUAUUCGUGACCAUCAUAUACGAUUCGUUCGCCAGCGUCAAAGCGGACGUCACUCUGCAGACCAACGAGCAUGAAAUUGUGGACUUCAUGUGGAAACGUCUGAAGGGUCUGAUAAAGGGAUAGCCCCAACCAUCUGUUCACUGUGAUGACGAUUGUACAUGAGACGUGCGAUGACAUGAUGACACUACGCAUCAAGUCUGUAGGGCUGAUGACAUGAUGACACUAUCCAUCAAGUCUGCAGGGCUGAUGACAUGAUGACACUAUGCAUCAAGUCUGCACGGCUGAUGACAUGAUGACACUAUGCAUCAAGUCUGCACGGCUGAGGACAGAUUUGAGUCACCAUGAUGGACUCGUGCUGACAGAAGGACGCCAAGCAUAGUCUCACCAUAUAAUCCAGCUACUACCAUAUUGUGUCUUAUCUAUAAAUACUGUCUAACAACUCACAUAUUUGUUUCGACAGCAGUUAUGUAUGGCGAGUUGAACGUGGCUCUUGGUCUUUGUUGAAGUCAAAUGGAGCCAAUAACGUCAACAGCAUGUGGACAAGACCUGGCAAAUUGAAGUCAGAUGAAGCCAUACGUAGGCUCACGUAAUAUCUAGCUCCAAGUUAUCUUUACAGCAUGUACAUAAGGAUCACAGUUUUGGUUCGAAAUUUAGUCACAUUCGCACAUUGAGAACAAACUAGAAGGGCAGUUUCCAGUUCAAAUGCCCGAUUAUAUAUUGUUAAAUAAUGAGACAUUUCUGAUAUUUAAGUUAUAUUCAUGACCUUUGACAUCACAUCUGAUUCUCCUAGUGUGCGAGGGAACUACAGACAAUAGUUGAAAUGAGUUACAAGAAAUAUGGUACUUCGUCCAUGUAUAACUGUAAAAUUAUAACCCUAUACAUACCAAUAUAUGGUGUGAACAAUAGACAACACAGCGUAGGGUCGGGUUACAUUACGUGGGAAAUGCUCAACACUGGCUUAACACAGGCUAUCGCAUCUUUAAAUUCCAAAUCAAAAUUUGUUUGAACAAAAAAGUGAUAAACUGAAACAGGUUACACUAUCUUAAUCGCUAGCUUCACUUAGUGAUAGUUACAUACUAUGACACGAAUAACACGGUGCACUAUACAAGACGCGCUAUCCAUAUGUGAUGGUAACAUGUCACCAUGUAUCACAAAGUAUAGGCUGUCGACGUACAAAGGUAAAUGAUAUACAAACCAUAACUAAUUGUAAAUUAGCCAAAGGCUGUCGAACCAAACGGAAUGUUGUUGGCCUCUAAUAUGAAGAGCAUCAUCGAUAAAUGAUCUUGUAACGGUUAACAGUUCGACAUUUAUAUACAUGUAUUAUAUAGGUUUAAUUCCUACACAGAAGUGACUUUUGUUAAUUGUUAGCGGUGGGUACACCUACCACACUGCGACUGUUUCUGGGUACGAAAACUCACUCUGGUUGAAUAAAUCAAGCACUAUUGCAUGCCCCAGAUUUGACUCCUGUCUGUUAAUCUACUACACUCAAAAUGACUUCUUCUCCAAAGUCUUAACAUAAGUUUCUACCUUCUCCCUCAAAAGUACCUCACAAGUACCUAUGUGAUCAUGCCAUUUGACCUCACUUUCAGUGCUUUUAUUUUGUUACAUCAAAAAGUGUUCACUGUCUCUCUUUGUAUCAAUCAGUUUUAAUUUCGUACUUUCUUGGUUCUUUGGUGGCACUUGUUGUUUUCAGAAUUGGCCUUGCGAUUAUUGACCUGGAACGUCUAUUUUGGUUGAGACUGGUCAACGAAUACCUGUUUUGAAGCCUACGUACAUUACGAUGAUGACUGAUGUCAACACUUACAUAUUGAUAGGAUCCGAAAACACUGGAUACGAUGCCCCAUUCAGUCACAAUACACUGAACACCGGGAGGAUGCAGUAGCAAUGGAAGUUUAGUAGAUAAAGACGUUUGUCUUUCAGUCGGUAUGCCCCACUCAGUCACAAUACACUGAACACCUGGAGAAUGCAGUAGCAAUGGAAGUUCAGUAGAUAAAGACAUUUGUCUUUCAGCCGGUAUGCCCAAUUCAGUCACAAUACACUGAACACCGGGAGGAUGCAGUAGCAAUGGAAGUUUAGUAGAUAAAGACGUUUGUCUUUCAGUCGGUAUGCCCCACUCAGUCACAAUACACUGAACACCGGAAGGAUGCAGUAGCAAUGGAAGUUUAGUAGAUAAAGACGUUUGUCUUUCAGUCGGUAUGCCCCACUUAGUCACAAUACACUGAACACCGGGAGGGUGCAGUAGCAAUGGAAGUUUAGUAGAUAAAGACGUUUGUCUUUCAGUCGGUAGGACUCACGAGCCGCGGGUUCAUGGCCGACUGGUGAAUUGGUAGAUUCCCCUGCUUUCACGGUUGUGAGCCACUGGUGGUAAGAGACGCUCGAAAGGCCGUUUGCGCAGGUCUAACUUUUGCUAAAGAAUAUGACGAAUGAGAAUGCGCCGUAAAUGUUUUUCUGCGACAUAUGGGCAAGUUCGUCAGUAACUUGCCUAAGGUUUACGUCGCGGAGUCUACAGUUUCCUCCAUUUAUAAGCAAGACAGACAAGGUACAAGCAAAAAAUUCCUGACUAUGGCUUUAAACAAAUAAUACGUAAAUAAAUGCAGUAAUAUUCGACAUUGUAAGCUCAUUCUGGAACUGGUUUGACCAAGACUACGGGACAAAAUAUGCACUCCAAUUGCACUGUAGUUUUUGCGUGAAAAACGGGGUCGAAACAGCCGUGGGGUGAGAGUUUAUAUGGCCCGAUAUCACACCGCAUGUAGGUUAAAAUUUUAAAUUAAAUUCGAAUUUAUUUACGUUACUAGCGUUGAAUUUUUAAUUAAAUGAAAUAGGUCAAUUUUAUUAAUGUAUGGAGGAGAUAAAUGGAGCACUGGAGUAAUGCAUCGCCCUAUACGCCGGAAACCUGACAAAUCUUGUCCAUGUGACCGGGAGAUUAUCAGCACUGAAUUAGACCUGAAUUCAACCAUGAUUUUUUCUGCCCAAUAGCAAUCAAGACAGUGAAUGACGAAUGCUAUCGAAUGAAUGAAUGAAUGAUUGGGGUUUAAUGUCAUACUUCAGGGGCGUAGCGUGGAUCUUCAUUAGGGGGGUGCGGAUUUUACAAGAGCGGAACUACUAUCACAGUCUUUUAGGCUAGGGUCCAGGGGCCGCCUAGGCCCCGGAAGCUCCGGGAUAUUAGAUUGCCGGAGAGAGAAUCUGAGUGAUUUCGAAGUGUUUCGAACGCAGAUUUGGCCAAUGUGUACACAUUCAUUUUCACAUUAAAAAAAAACAACAAACAAAAACAACUCAAGUUCAGCUUAGGUGGGGUUGAAAACAGGCUGUCCCUGAAUAUAUAGUAUUUACUGUCAUGGGUUCCGGAGUUACAAACAGGACAAGUAAAACUGCGGCAUCUGUCUUGUCCACCAGACGGAAAUGGUUACUGCUACCUGCGCGGUACGAUUCAAGAGUGAGUGAGUGGGUGCUUGGGGUUUAAAGUCGUACUCAACAAUUUUUCAGUCAUAUGACGACGAAGGAAUCCUUUAUGCUGAACGCCAAGCGAGGAGGUUACAACUUCCUCUUUUAAGGUCCUAGGUGUGACUCGACCCAGGAAUGAUCCUGGAUCUACCACUCCCGAAGAGCGAUUCAGGAGAGGUAAUUGUGUAAAACACGCCGUCUUCCACCGGGAACAAUAUGGAAUGGUUCACAUAACAGGUCUAAAUAGGUCUAUAUAGUAUUUAGUAAAUUGAUACGAAACUGAAAUAUUGGUCUAUAUAGGCUACAGCACAUAUUUGUGGAUUGAAUGUUAAUAUUAAUAUUAAAUAUACUAAUAUUAAAAUAUGAAAUAUUUUUUUUCGUCGACUUGAGCAAAACAUUUUUUCAUCGCGUUACAUUAUAAUGACACCGAGCCAACCAGUCCUGUUUCCUCGCUCUAACCUCUCAGUGCUGAACGCCAAGCGAGCAAAGUACCAUUUUUAAAGUUUUGAUCCAGGUUUGAUUCCAGGUCUCCCGACUUCGAGGCAGACACUCGCUAACCAUUACGCCACUGCAGUGGUCAAACGCUAUGGAAGAUUGGUAGUGAACAUAUUACUGCUAAAGAAUAAAGAACAAUGGGUAGAUUUGACAAUUUGAUGCUUCAUAACAUUUUUCAGCGAACAAUGUCAAAACUGUUUGAAUCGAGCUCUCGGUGUUUCGGCUGUGGUUUACUCCGGUUUCCUCCACCCAAAAACCAGACAUGUUCAUGAAAAGAAUUCUUGAGCACUACGCUGAGCUACACAAAUGACUCAGUUCCAGUACAUGGACACCAGAAAAGACACCGCAUCCAGACACAGUAUACUUACACCACAUAGGACAUCCAACCAGUUCCAGUUCACUGAAACCUGAGUGGACACCCCACCCAGACACAGCAUAUGGAAACCACAGAAGACACUUCAUCCAGACACAGUAUAUUGACACCACAUAGGACAUCCAACCAGUUCCAGUUCACUGAAACCUGAGU
Molecule: messenger RNA, 11698 nt
Organism: Liolophura sinensis
Lineage: Eukaryota; Metazoa; Mollusca; Polyplacophora; Chitonida; Chitonidae
Product: polycystin-1-like protein 2
Exons: 24
Coding region: 1-7359 (2452 amino acids)
Biological process (GO): detection of mechanical stimulus
Cellular component (GO): membrane
Molecular function (GO): calcium ion binding; calcium channel activity; protein binding
Source: RefSeq, a predicted model, not a curated record